Messenger RNA from Melitaea cinxia (Glanville fritillary), 3508 nucleotides. It is a transcript of the gene ValRS, whose product is annotated as valine--tRNA ligase. The transcript is spliced from 18 exons. Gene Ontology annotation, molecular function: aminoacyl-tRNA deacylase activity; ATP binding; valine-tRNA ligase activity. Gene Ontology annotation, biological process: valyl-tRNA aminoacylation. Lineage: Eukaryota; Metazoa; Arthropoda; Insecta; Lepidoptera; Nymphalidae. The record is from RefSeq and is a predicted model, not a curated record. Gene Ontology annotation, cellular component: cytosol; cytoplasm. The coding region runs from base 121 to 3240 and encodes 1039 amino acids.
UUCUCAAAGUUAACGUCAAUGUCAAGUACGUAGAUGUCACUUGGAUUCCACUUAAGUUCCACAUUGUAUGGUCGUAAAUGUUUUCGUGGUGGUAAAUAAGAGUUAUUUUUUUCGUGAAACAUGACUGACAAUGAAAAGCAAAACAAUACCGCGGAGGACCAACCGCAAGAAAAAACUGCGAAGCAGUUAGAAAAGGAGGCAAAGAAAGCAGCAAAACUAGAGAAACUUAAAGCUAAGUUGGACAAGAAGAGCACUGCGCCAGCUGUGCAGAAGGAAAAGCCUGAGAAAAAGGUGAAAGAAGUAAAAGAAAGUGCCGUCUACACAGCUAACACUGCUUUAGGAGACAAAAAGGACAUCUCGGGGUCUAUGCCUGAUGCCUACAGCCCCCUAUAUGUUGAGGCAGCAUGGUACGGCUGGUGGGAAAAGCAAGGAUUCUUUAAACCCGAAUAUGGGAAAAAAUCAGUACUGGAACCAAACCCUAAGGGUAAAUUUGUGAUGGUUAUCCCUCCACCAAAUGUGACAGGAUCCUUACAUCUCGGUCACGCUCUUACCAAUGCUGUUGAAGAUGCAAUCACAAGAUGGCAUAGGAUGAACGGCCGUACAACUCUAUGGAAUCCUGGAUGUGAUCAUGCAGGUAUCGCCACUCAAGUGGUGGUCGAGAAAAAGCUUUGGAGGGAAGAGAAAAAGACGCGUCAUGAUUUAGGAAGAGAGGAUUUUAUCAAACGUGUCUGGGAAUGGAAAGAACAAAAAGGAGGCAGAAUCUACGAACAACUGCGCUCAAUGGGCUCAUCCUUAGACUGGACUCGUGUCCGUUUCACGAUGGAUCCAAUAAUGUGUAAAGCUGUCAACGAAGCCUUCAUCAGAUUACAUGACUCCGGAGAUAUUUACAGAGCAAACAGACUCGUUAACUGGUCGUGCGCCUUAAAGAGUGCUAUAUCUGAUAUAGAAGUGGAUAAAGUUGAGCUAACUGGUAGGACUAUGCUGGCUAUCCCUGGAUAUGAUAGUAAGGUUGAGUUUGGUGUGCUGGUGCUGUUCGCCUAUCGCUCUGAGGACUCCGCAGAUGAGCUGGUGGUGGCCACCACUCGUGUGGAGACUAUGCUUGGUGAUGUUGCUGUUGCUGUACAUCCUAAUGAUACUAGGUAUAAACAUCUAAUUGGAAAGAACCUGGUGCAUCCGAUUGUUAAGAGGAAACUUCCAGUCAUUGCUGAUGAAUAUGUUGAUAUGGAAUUUGGAACAGGUGCUGUGAAAAUAACUCCCGCCCACGAUCCCAACGACUACGAGAUCGGCAAGCGACACAACCUACCCUUCAUCACCGUGUUCGAUGACGAGGGACGCAUGCUCGAUAACUGUGGACCGUUUGCGGGUAAAAAGCGUUUCGACGUCCGUCGUGAGAUAAUAAAAGUGUUGGAGCAAGCGAAUCUAUACAAGGAGACCAAGGAUCACGCCAUGGUGGUUCCACUCUGCAGUCGCUCCAAGGACGUAGUUGAGCCCAUGCUCAAACCCCAGUGGUACAUCCGCUGCGACAACAUGGCGUCCGAGGCUAUCAAAGCGGUAAAGAGCGGUGAAUUAAAACUGAUCCCAGAUGUCCACGAGAAGACCUGGUUCCACUGGAUGGAGAACAUCCGCGACUGGUGCAUCUCCCGCCAGCUUUGGUGGGGACACCGGAUACCCGCCUACCGAGUCGCGCUACCUAUCGCAGAGGUAAUUAAACAAAAAGAAGAAGAACAUUGGGUAUCAGCACAUUCGGAACAAGAAGCUCUCGCCAAAGCUUCGUUGAAGUUCCAAGUGCCAGCUGAAGAUAUCAAGCUGACGAGAGAUGAAGAUGUACUGGAUACUUGGUUCUCGUCAGGACUGUUCCCCUUCGCGGUAUUCGGGUGGCCAGAUCAGACUGAGGAUUUACAGGCGCUCUAUCCCACCACUCUUCUGGAAACUGGACACGAUAUAUUGUUCUUCUGGGUCGCCAGGAUGGUGUUCUUCGGACAACGGCUCACUGGAAAAUUACCUUUCAAAGAGAUAUACUUACAUCCAAUGGUACGAGACGCACACGGUCGCAAGAUGUCCAAAUCUCUGGGCAACGUCAUUGACCCCCUGGAUGUGGUUCACGGUAUCUCCCUGGAACAACUCCAUGCUCAACUGAUGGACUCCAACUUAGACCCUCGUGAGAUUGAGAAGGCCAAGCUGGGGCAAAAGCAGGACUACCCCAAUGGGAUACCUGAAUGUGGAACUGACGCCUUGAGGUUCGGGCUGUGCGCCAUGACGCAGGGCCGCGACCUGAACCUGGACAUCCUGCGCGUGCAGGGCUACCGGUUCUUCUGCAACAAGCUGUGGAACGCGACCAAGUUCGCCCUCAUGUACUUCCCAGCCGACACCGUUUAUAAGGCUUAUACCCCAAAUCUCCCACCCGGCCUCUCCUCGAUGGACCGGUGGAUGCUGUCCAAGUUAGCGUUAGCGGUACAGAAGGUCAACGCUGGCUUCCAGAACUAUGAUUUCCCUUCAGCCACAACAUAUUGUUACAAUUUGUGGUUGUACGAUCUUUGUGAUGUUUAUUUGGAAUACCUCAAGCCAGUUUUCGCUAAAGGGUCAGAAGACCAGAAAUCAGCUGCUCGCCGUACCCUCUAUACCACAUUGGAGUAUGGGCUCAAGUUGCUCAGCCCUUUCAUGCCCUUCAUCACCGAGGAAUUGUUCCAGAGACUACCAAGAGAAGACAAAAGUUGUCCAUCCAUCUGUGUAGCUGAGUAUCCUACGGAUGCAACUUCACCAUGGCGCUCAGAGCAACUGGAAGCAAAUGUAGAAACGGCACUCAAAAUCGUUCACCUAAUUCGAUCAACGCGUUCCGAGUACAACAUAACAAACAAACAAAAGACAACCGCCCAUUUAGUGACAUCUGAUGACAUGCAAGAAGUCAGAGAGUUGUUCAAGAAGUUGCAAUCGCUGGCUAACAGUGAGCUAAGCGAUGAUGCCCCACCGACAGGAUGCUCUAUAUUGACUGUGUCGGAUAAAAUUGAAGUGCAUCUAGUGUUGAAGGGACUUAUAGACCCAGUUAAAGAAAUCACGAAAUUAGAAAAGAAAAAAGAUAACCUAACGCAAACAAUCAGUAAACUACAGCAAGCAAUGGCAGCCGAUGACUAUGUUACAAAAGUACCAGCUGAAGUACAGAAAGUCAACUCUGAGAAGCUUACCCAAUCUCAAGGAGAAAUACAACGCUUGCAAGCUGCUAUAGAAACAUUGAAACUCAUGUAAAUUAGUGACCAUUGUUAUAUGUGUACAAUUUUUUACCUUAUUUCUAAGUGAACAGAGUUGAAAAUAUAUGUAAGAAUUUAAUCAGUUUCCCUAAUUUAAUUUCUUUUUAUCUCUAAUGCAGUGAAUUGUAUAUAAAGUUUUAUGCAUUUUUGUGAAGAAUCUUUUGUUUAAGUAUUUUACAGUUGCAAUUUACAGGAAAACAAGUACUGUUCUUUGUUUUAUUUCACUUAAUCUGAGAACAAUAUAGAGUACAUAGUAGAGUGUUUUA